CGCCGCAUGGCUCGAAUCUAAACGGCCAGAUCUCUCUCGUCCUGAGCUAAGUUCUUUUUCGACGCGACUGUCGACCACCUUCUGUUUCACCACGAUUGUGAUUCGAUGCUAAACUGCAAAAGUGCGAAGGUCACAAAACGAGUAAGCGUCGUGGAUCAUCGUCGAAAGUAACAAAAGGGGAAAAAAAAUUUAAAGUGGACAGAGAGCAGCUGUAGCGUUGACUACGGUUUAGUGGCGAGAUUGGCUUUUCAUUAGAUUAUUAAUGCGGCAGCGCCAAUAUUAAUUGGAUUCGGUGGAGGUGACAUCGCAUGUCGCAGUGGGUGUUGGAGGAGGGUGGACUUUUGUGGGCAAAGUAAAGGGCUGGAGCAGCUAGUCAGUGACUCAGUGGGUGUUUGCCGGUGGUUGCCCACCCAUCACGAGCCCGAGGACGCUCCAGAAAUCAAAAACUUUCCUUACCCAACAAAAUCCUGCUAAAAUUGUGGAGGCCCUUGGCUGGGUAGCGAGUGGGUAACUUUCGAGGGUGCUCGAGUUUUCAUAAAAGACGAAAGCGCUGGCUUUGGCAGCUGUCAGUGUUGUUGACUCUGUAGAUGCUGCCGCCGGUCGUUGGAUCAGAGCUGACUUAAUCUGACGGUCGAUGGCUAAAGUUGGCUGUUCUAACAUAGCACGUGAUACGAGGGAGUGUCGGACAUGUGAAUAGAGAUAGUGUUUCUAGUUGAUGUACUUUUGAUACGUGCUUACAUCGCAUCCGUCCAAUCUAUCAUAUUGGAGGUUGGGGAUCACCGUCCGAUUCCGGAGGCAUAACAUUGAUUUUAUGCCCAGCUUUUGCCCAUUUAAUUUGUCAUAAUUACCAAAUGCCCGCCUUCACUCUUGUUAUUCCGAUCGCAGGCUCGCAGCUGUUUGCCUGGUUUCCUUUGCCUUUGAGAGCUAUCUUUAGCUCUCUGAUCCGUUGCUGCUUUGUUUCCUUGUCCGCUUCUUGAGCCAUCCGAGAAGAUCUGCGCCGUCGUGCUCCGCUUCUCUGCUUACCUCUUCACAGGACGAUCGUUCGUUCGAGUUCGCUCGUGGUCGCCAAUGUCGUACGUCGAUCGAACAUUCUCGAUCUCGGAUGAGGACGUCAUGAUGGAGGGCGCCUACGUCGUCCACCACCGCCCGCCCAUAAAAGAGGUCGCCCUCUCCGUUUGCCUCCUUGUUUCAGGCGUUCUAGGCAUCGCCUUCGGCAUCCUCAUGGCUGCCGAUCGAGUCGGCGGAGACCGAACUCACGGUGUUUUCUUUGCCCUCCUCGGGUCGGUGCUGUUCAUACCGGGGUUCUACUACUCGCGGAUCGCCUACUACGCUUACAAGGGAUACAAAGGUUUCUCAUUUGCUAACAUUCCUGCAGUAUGAGGGGACAAGAGGAAGCAUUUAUGGCUUCGAUUAUCAUAGGGAUGAAAAAGGAAACAAAUCUUAUCAGAUAUAUGUUUUUUUUACUGAGUUUCUUAUUGUUUUAUAAGAUUUUCUCCUAUUUUCGGAUAAAAUAAUUCCAGUCGGAUAUGCAAUUUUUUUGUUUGUUUGGUAACAAAAACAACAAAUGCCAUUAUGAUAGUCAUAAAAUAGUUGAUGAUAUAUUUCAAUCUGAUUCAAUCUAUUGCGAACAUGUGCAUUCACAUCAAUUUUGGAAGAUGACAAUAAGAUUAAAAAAAAUGAAAUAAUCGCUGGCUUGUAAGGGUGAUACAAGACGGCAAUAUGAUGUUAGAGUGAAGUGUUUGACUAAGAAUGACGACGAUAGCUUGAUGUCAAAUUUCAAAGCAAUGACUGUUUGUCGCCCACCAAUCUAGCAUUUUUCUACGACAGAAAUACCCAAGGCUGACGCGUAUCACAAGUUGUCUUUUAAUGUCUAGUCAUCAUCAACUCACUUCUUAUGAAAAUCAAGUAAGUAAUGAUCCGAUAAUCUAAUAAAUGUUACAUCAGAGUGGCCGUAUGAUCUCUCACUUUUGCUUUCUUUAAUCCUUAAAAAAACUUCCUUUCAAUUUUCCGCACUAACUUUUGACAUUGGAGUCGUUUACUCGAGUUCCAACAAAAUUCAACGUAUUUAAUUUCAUCCAAAUGCAAUGAAUUAUUUUCCUUUUGAUAACAAAAUUUUAUCAUCUGCUCUCGUUGAUUCCUGUUUCCUACUCCACAUCUGA
Zingiber officinale is the source of this 2159-nucleotide messenger RNA. RefSeq names its product transmembrane protein 230-like. NCBI's taxonomy places the organism in Eukaryota, Viridiplantae, Streptophyta, Magnoliopsida, Zingiberales, Zingiberaceae. The transcript has 3 exons. The coding region runs from base 1069 to 1380 and encodes 103 amino acids. Gene Ontology annotation, cellular component: endomembrane system. The record is from RefSeq and is a predicted model, not a curated record.